AUGAGUUUCUCUAUAUAUGAAUUGGAUGAGAAUAUCAAGAAACUAUUAACAAUUGAUGAUUUUCUUUGUGGAAAGUCAGUUAAUGAGUUCAUUGAAGAGAUCAGUAAGGAUCAUUUCCUUAAAGGGGCCGAAGUCAACAACAAAGCAUAUCUUGAUCCUAAGCCGUACAUCAGAACUUUUGAGAGUACAUUACGAGAAUUGAAACAAUUACAGAUUGAUGCGAAUGAUGAAAGAGUUAAGAACGAAAGACUGGUUGAUUCAUAUGAAUUGAAACAUUCCGAGAAUGUUUUGGAGUUGAAUAAUGAAAUAGAUCAAGCAACCGAGAAAUUCGAUUUGUUGGAUAAUCAGAUCCUGGAUGUGUCUAGUAAAAUUAAUCCAUUGGGGAACACAUUAAGUAAGAUUACUAAUUCACGAGAUAGAUCAUUGGAAACAAUUUUCUUGAUUAGAGCAUAUCAUGGAUUUUUUACCAAAGAACAAUAUUUGCCAUUGGAAACAUUAAGAACAAGUAGAAACAUGGAAGAUAAACUAAAGUGUGCAAAGACUGUAAGAAAUUUGAUAAACUUGUCAAAAAAAGUUGCGGAAGAGAAGCUGCCCAAGUCAAUGAAGUGCAUUACUACUAUUGAACAAUUUGGAGACACAAUGGAGAAAGAAUUAUUAAGAAAGUUUGAAAUUGCAUCAGAAGAUGAGAAUGAUAUAGAUUUUGAAAUGAUGAAUGAAAUUGCCCAAAUAUUGUUUGAGUACAAUGAAGGAAUAAAUGUCAUCCAGACUUUUGUUAUAAAAAAUGAUAUCGUACUCCAGGAAGAAGAACAAACAUUGGACGAAACUGAAUGGAAACUCUUAUCUGAUCCUAAUAAUGGGAAUUUUAAACUUGAUGUACAAGAGACUUUUGAUAAUUUAAAAUUUGAAAUCAAAUCGAGGGCCAGAAUUAGUAGAAAAGUUUUUGCUGAUCCAAUUCCAGUGAUAAAGAUUUUCAUACAAAGAAUUUAUGCUCAGAUUAUUAGAAACAAAGUGACUGUUUUAUUGCAGAAAUCCUUGACGGUCAGUUUCUUGGCUCACGUUAGAGUAUUGCAUAGCUUAUCAACAAUAGUUGGUGAUUUUACUUCCGAAAUUAAAGACUUUUUAACCACAGAAGAGUUUGACAAAGAUCAAGAUCUUGCUGCCAUCCUUGACCAAUCUUAUUCUGACUUGUUCAUUGAAUACACUGGUGACAAUGUUUAUUUCAGUCGUGAAAAGAAAAACCUUGAAGAAGUUGUUUAUGGAAUUGUGCACCAGUUUAAUACUGCAAAUGAAAGCGUAAUAACGAACAGAAGUUUGGCCAUUAGGUUGGAAAACAUGGAUAAUAUGGAGUACACUACACAAAAGCCAGAGAAUGAUCGAUUUAGUUUUGCUUCUGAACGAAAGAGAAUGAAUCAGUUUAAAGAGUACGUGACUGCCAAGCUUAAGGAGCGUUCUGGAUCAAGAAGUUCAGACUCUGAACUCGUUAUGAAUGAAUUCAGAUCACUUGACGUUGCUCACGUGGAGACCGUUUUGAAAAGUGUUAUUGAAUCGGUUGCGAGAUUAGAGUUGGUCAGCAAUAGUAAAGCACCUGAAUGUGCAUUGGAAAUCUUGGAAAUAUUAAUAAUUGAUUUUGGUAAACUUUACAUUGGUGGUGGACUAGAGGUUGUUUAUGAUGAAUCCAAAAGGAUUAGCAACUUGGAUUAUUUGAGUUCAUUUAGCACGAUUAGUGAGUUGUUGUUUUUAAUGUCUUCGUGUAUCAAAAGAAUUAUAUUACCAAUAGCAAGAAACACACCAAGUAUUAAAACCAGAAUGAGUAAUUUGGUCAACGGCUUUGUUGCUCAAUGUGAAACAUCAUUGAAUAUCAUUCUCAAGGAUACGUUGGAACAAUUUAAAAACAAAUUACAAGCAUUGUUAAGUAAGCAAAAGAAGAAAGAUUUUAAUUGUAGCAACAUUGAAGAAGAUACUGAAGCUUGUGAACUAGUAAGUAAUUUCCUUGUCGAAGUACAUGCCAAUAUACUGAAAGCGAUGAAUGGUGCCAAUCUAGAAAAAAUAUUAAUAAAAAUUGGUAUGGAAGUUUUGCACCAAUUGUUGGAACAUUACAAGAAAUUCACUGUCAAUUCAAUUGGUGGGAUUGUAUUGACAAAGGAUGUAUUGCGUUACCAGAGUGUUAUUGAUGAAUGGAAUAUCCCUGAGUUAUCUGAACAAUUCCAGAUUUUGAAAGAAAUUGGUAACUUGUUUACAGUACAGGCUGACUUGGUUAACUCCUUAGUCACAGAGGGACAAUUAGCUCAAAUGAAACCUUACAACGUUCGUCAAUACAUCAGCAAAAGAGAUGAUUUCAAUCCAAGUUAUGCAGAUAGAUUUUUCAAGUUUAAAUAG
Molecule: messenger RNA, 2376 nt
Organism: Candida tropicalis MYA-3404
Lineage: Eukaryota; Fungi; Ascomycota; Pichiomycetes; Serinales; Debaryomycetaceae
Gene: SEC10
Product: exocyst subunit
Exons: 1
Coding region: 1-2376 (791 amino acids)
Biological process (GO): Golgi to plasma membrane transport; exocytosis
Cellular component (GO): exocyst; cytoplasm
Source: RefSeq, a predicted model, not a curated record